Molecule: messenger RNA, 2014 nt
Organism: Actinia tenebrosa (Australian red waratah sea anemone)
Lineage: Eukaryota; Metazoa; Cnidaria; Anthozoa; Actiniaria; Actiniidae
Product: tubulin epsilon chain
Biological process (GO): microtubule-based process
Cellular component (GO): microtubule
Molecular function (GO): GTP binding
Source: RefSeq, a predicted model, not a curated record
AUUCCCGCGAAAAUUUUAAAAACAAAAAUGAUAUCCUUAAAAUAUCGCGAAAAAAUGCCUUAAAAGACUAAAUUAUGACUCAGUCAAUUGUCGUACAAGUUGGACAGUGCGGCAACCAGAUUGGAUACAGAUUCUGGGAUCUUGCAUUACGCGAGCAUGCAAGUGCUAACAAGACAGGUAUUUUUGAUGAGUCAAUAAGUAGCUUUUUCAGGAAUGUAGACACACGGUAUGACAGGUUAAGGGAUAUUCCUGUCGGCAAUUCAACAGGAAAGAUUAAGUCCCUGAAAGCAAGAGCAGUGUUGAUUGACAUGGAAGAAGGCGUUGUGAACAACAUACUAAAAGGUCCUUUGAGAGAUGUCUUUGAUUGUCAACAGCUCAUUACUGAUGUGUCUGGCUGUGGAAACAACUGGGCUACUGGGUACAUGWUGUAUGGAGAGCAGUACAGGGAACAGAUAUCAGAGACUAUCAGACAUGCCGCUGAACUCUGUGACUGCUUACAGUGUUUCUUUCUUAUUCAUUCUAUGGGUGGAGGUACAGGUUCUGGUCUGGGUACCUAUGUACUCAAUCUCCUCCAUGAUGAAUACCCAGAUGUAUAUAGGUUCACUACUGCAGUCUACCCCUCGGCAGAUGAUGAUGUCAUCACCUCACCRUAUAACAGUGUGCUGGCUAUGCAUCAAUUGACUGAACAUUCUGACUGUGUUCUUCCUGUGGAGAACCAGGCUUUGGUUGAUAUCUGCAACAAGGUACAGAGUGCUCUACCACCAUCCAAAUCAGGUAAAAAAGUCGUCAUCGUAGAUGGACAAAAGACGGCAAAAGCAAAGAGUGCCAUAACAUGUGGUGAUGGUGGAGUAUCCAAAGGGCCUGACAAACCUUUCGAUUCAAUGAAUAACAUUGUAGCAAAUCUCAUUCUCAAUAUGACCAGUUCGGCAAGGUUUGAGGGAUCACUCAAUGUGGACUUGAAUGAGAUCACAAUGAACUUAGUACCAUUUCCAAGACUUCACUACCUUGUGUCCAGUCAGACACCAUUGUAUGCUUUGACAGAUGUUAACCUACCUCYGAGGAGGCUCGACCAAAUGUUUACCGAUGCAUUCUCUAAGGAGCACCAGUUAAUUAAGGCAGAUCCGAAACACAGUCUUUACUUGGCUUGUGCUUUGAUCGUCAGAGGAAACGUYGAAGUCUCUGACAUCAGGAGAAAUAUCGACAGAUUAAAACCAUCCUUGAAUUUUAUCUACUGGAAUCAGGAGGGAUGGAAAACCGGCCUGUGUUCUGUACCCCCAGUUGGCCAUCCCUAUUCUCUCUUGACUCUGGCAAAUAACUCCUGUAUCAGGCAUACAUUCAAAGACCUAAGAGAUCGUUUUAUGAAACUUUACAAAAGGAAAGCGCACAUUCAUCAUUAUACUAACAUAGGCGGCUUGGACGCUGGACAGUUUGAUAAUAGUGUAGAAUCUUUGACAUCAUUGAUGGAUGAGUAUUGUGCAUUAGAAUCAAACAUGGGGAAAGUUGUUCAAAGUGUUGAAAGACUUAAAAUUGCUUAAUCAGCAAGUUGCAAGUGUUUCAACCGAACUUCUGUUGUUUUCACUUUCACAUGGGCAUGAGUGGGACACUGUAAAGCUCGUGCCUGGGGUCACUGGUUUCAUUCUUGCCUACAUUGUAUACCUACAUGCAAGUCAAUUUAUAUUGAUGUGUUCUCUCCUUUGUCACAAGGGUUGUCCUCCUGACUCUCUGGUUUCCCUUUAGUAAAAAUCAGCGUUAGUUGAGUGUUGUAAAUAGUGAAAUUAUGUGGUAAUGUGUGAUCGUUGCAAAAAAUGUCAUAAAUGCGUAGUCCCAGAGUAUUAUGUGUAGCAGCGCUAUAUGAUAAGCAAUUAGUCCUCGAGCCCAAAUAGGCUUAAUUAGUCAAACAUAAAAUGUCAAAUGGGCUAUUGACUUAUUGGCCAUAAUGAAUUUUGAAUUAAAGAACCAUUGCCACUUACCGUGAUGCAUCACAAUUUGUUUACAUUUUGAAUCGUGUCACCAC